AUGAGGGAAUGCAUCUCGGUCCACAUCGGCCAGGCCGGCGUCCAGAUCGGCAACGCCUGCUGGGAGCUGUACUGCCUGGAGCACGGCAUACAGCCCGACGGGCAGAUGCCCUCGGACAAGACCCUGGGCGGCGGUGACGACUCCUUCAACACAUUCUUCAGCGAGACAGGCGCCGGGAAGCACGUGCCCAGGGCGGUGUUCGUGGACCUCGAGCCCACUGUAGUUGAUGAGGUGCGUACGGGCACCUACCGGCAGCUGUUCCAUCCAGAGCAGCUCAUCACGGGUAAGGAGGACGCGGCGAACAACUACGCGCGGGGCCACUACACCAUCGGCAAGGAGAUCGUGGACGUCGUCCUGGACAGGAUCAGGAAGCUGGCGGACCAGUGCACCGGACUCCAGGGCUUCCUGGUGUUCCACUCGUUUGGUGGCGGCACCGGCUCCGGGUUCACGUCGCUGCUGAUGGAGCGCCUCUCCGUAGACUACGGCAAGAAGUCCAAGCUGGAGUUCUCCAUAUACCCCGCUCCUCAGGUGUCGACCGCAGUUGUUGAGCCGUACAACUCUAUCCUCACCACGCACACCACCCUGGAGCACUCGAACUGCGCCUUCAUGGUCGACAACGAGGCAAUUUACGACAUCUGCCGGCGGAACCUCGACAUCGAGAGGCCCACGUACACCAACCUCAACCGGCUCAUUGGUCAGAUCGUGUCCUCCAUCACGGCGUCGCUGCGCUUCGACGGCGCGCUGAACGUGGACCUGACGGAGUUCCAGACCAACCUGGUGCCGUACCCGCGCAUCCACUUCCCGCUGGCCACGUACGCGCCCGUCAUCUCCGCCGAGAAGGCCUACCACGAACAGCUCACCGUCGCCGAGAUCACCAACGCGUGCUUCGAGCCCGCCAACCAGAUGGUAAAAUGCGAUCCCCGUCACGGAAAAUACAUGGCAUGCUGCAUGUUGUACAGGGGCGACGUGGUGCCGAAGGACGUGAAUGCGGCCAUCGCCACAAUCAAAACCAAGAGGACCAUCCAGUUCGUUGACUGGUGCCCCACAGGAUUUAAGGUGGGCAUCAACUACCAGCCCCCCACCGUGGUGCCCGGCGGCGACUUGGCCAAAGUGCAGCGAGCCGUCUGCAUGCUGUCCAACACCACCGCCAUCGCCGAAGCCUGGGCCAGACUCGACCACAAGUUCGACUUGAUGUACGCCAAACGCGCAUUCGUGCACUGGUACGUCGGCGAGGGAAUGGAGGAGGGCGAGUUCUCCGAGGCCCGCGAGGACUUGGCCGCCCUGGAGAAGGACUACGAGGAAGUGGGCGUCGACUCCACGGAGGGCGAACUGGACGAGGAGAAUGAAUAC
This is a messenger RNA of Iphiclides podalirius (scarce swallowtail), 1350 nucleotides long. The record is from the annotation of a GenBank genome assembly. Lineage: Eukaryota; Metazoa; Arthropoda; Insecta; Lepidoptera; Papilionidae.